This is a messenger RNA of Dendrobium catenatum, 2523 nucleotides long. RefSeq names its product subtilisin-like protease SBT1.5. The transcript has a single exon. NCBI's taxonomy places the organism in Eukaryota, Viridiplantae, Streptophyta, Magnoliopsida, Asparagales, Orchidaceae. Gene Ontology annotation, biological process: proteolysis. The record is from RefSeq and is a predicted model, not a curated record. Gene Ontology annotation, molecular function: serine-type endopeptidase activity. The coding region runs from base 217 to 2523 and encodes 768 amino acids.
AUUUUAAAUUUUUGUACAAUCGAGUUUUAUAAUUCGCCUCUGCUCAUUGGAUCUUCUUGGAGCAUCGCGGUGCCCUCUUCGCGCGAAGCUUCACUGUAGCUUACUUGAUGGCCUAGGAUUCUUACACACCAGCUUCAAAUCAGUACUCCUUCCUCAAUUUAUUUAAUCUACACCCUUUUUGUUCUAAUCCUCACCAAGCUCCGGUCCGCCGCAGCAAUGGCUAACAUCACCACCAAUAUUAUUUUUCUCAUUUUCCUCCUCCUCUUUUUCUUCCUACACCACGCACAUACGACCCUCUCCCUUCCCCUGCUCCCCAUAACCUCCACAAACCAAACCAAAGUAUACAUCGUUCACGUCCUGCACCCGGACGGCCCCACCGAGCUACUCACCCACGACGAUCGUGAAAGAUGGUACCUUUCCUUCCUCCCCAACGCCACCCUCGACUCUGGCGAACCCCGCAUGGUCCACACCUACUCCGUCGCUAUGUCUGGCUUCGCCGCCCGCCUCACCACCGACGAAGUCAGGCGCAUGGAGUCCAUCCCCGGCUUCCUGUUCGCCCACGUUGACAAACCCGUCCACCUUCGCACCACUCACACCCCCACCCUCCUCGGCCUCAACCAAUACAACAGCCUCUGGCAAAAAUCUAGCCAAGGCGAAGGCAUUAUCAUCGGCGUGCUCGAUAGCGGCAUCACUCCCGACCACGCCUCCUUUGCCGACCCCGGCCUGCCUCCUCCUCCCCUCAAGUGGCGAGGCAGUUGCGACCUCCCCGCCGGCUUCUCCUGCACUAACAAGCUCAUCGGCGCCCAAUCUUUUACCGGGAAAGCUGGAACCCCCAUCGAUGAAGGAGGGCAUGGCACCCAUGUCGCAGCCAUCGCUGCUGGCACGAAGGUCCAAGAUGCAGAGAUCCUUGGCCAAGCUCGUGGCACCGCUUCCGGGAUGGCCCCGCGGGCUCACAUCGCGGUGUACAAUGUCUGCAGCAAGAGCUCCUGCUCACACGCCAACAACAUCAAGGGCUUCGAACAAGCCAUUAUUGAUGGUGUUGACUUAAUCCAGAUCUCCGUAGGCGUAAAAAAUUACGCUUACAACCUCAACGGUAUAGUCAUCGGAUCCUUUGCGGCGCUCAAACAAGGAAUUUUAACCAUUAACUCUGCUGGCAAUAGCGGCCCUGCGAAAAGCAUCCUCGACAACGACGUUCCAUGGAUCCUCCAUGUCGGCGCCGCCAACAUCGACCGCCAUGUCACUGCAAUGCUGAAGCUCAGCAAUGGCAUGGAGUUUAAGGGCAUGUCAGCUUAUCAACCAGACCCUUCAACCGCGGUGGACCUCCACCUCAUAUAUCCUGGAGUCAACCAGACUCAAAAGACGUUAGCAUGUCAGGAUGGAUCUAUGGCUGGCUUCGACGUCGUUGGGAAAAUGGUUCUGUGCGGCACCGGCCACAUUGAUAAAAUUGAGAAGGCCAAAAUCGUGAAGGCCGCCGGUGGGGCUGCUAUCAUUGUCAUGAACCAACCAUCGGAAGGGUACACCCUGAACGCCGACCCCUAUAGCAUCCCCGCCAUCCAUGUCUCCUACACCGACGCUAUUAAGAUCUUGAACGAUUAUGAGACAGACCCGAAUAUUACAGGAACAAUAACAUUUAAGGGCACAAACUAUGGAGCUCGGCCAUCGCCGACCGUUGCCAACCUUUCCUCGAGAGGGCCAAGCUUGCUCAAUGGUGGCAUUCUAAAACCCGAUGUCAUUGCCCCUGGAGUGAACAUCCUUUCCGCGUGGCCCUUCAAGGCUGGGACUCAUGAAAUCUCUGAUAACACAAAGAACUUCAUCAUGGAGAGAGGUACUUCCAUGGCAGCACCUCAUGUCUCUGGCGUCGCAGCGCUUUUGAAAAAGUUACAUCCCGAUUGGUCCCCCGCGGCAAUCAAAUCGGCGAUUAUGACCACAGCUUAUUCCUUAGACCGUGAUGGUGAUCCGAUAAAAGAUGAUGCGUCGAAAAUCGAUGCUUCGUUUGGCGAGCGUGAUCGUGCAAGUAUCUUCGCCAUUGGUGCAGGGCACAUAAACCCAGAAGCAGCCAAUGAUCCGGGACUUGUUUAUGAUUUCAUCAACGCGGAUGAUUAUAUUCCUUACCUCUGUAGCUUGAAAGGGUACAAAAGUGCGAUGGUUACUCGCAUUGUGAACCAGGAUGUGACUUGUGGAAGAAAGAAGAUGGGAGCGGAGGAAGUGAACUAUCCGUCAAUACAGGUGUCGAUGGGGUUUGCAGGGGCCAAAGAAAAGACCGUGCAGCGGACGGUGAAGAACGUUGGGGAGGCGAGCGCAAAAUACACAGCAAGCGUAGUAAAGCCGAGCGGUGUGGAGGUGGUUGUAAGCCCGGAGACGCUCGAGUUUUCGAACGUUGGCGAGGAGCAGAAAUUUACGGUGGUGCUAAGCUUGACCGGGAAGGGAAAACUGAACAAGGAUGAUGUGUUGGAAGGUAGGCUUAAGUGGGUAUCAGAAUCAGGCAAGCAGGAGGUGAGCAGCCCCAUUGUCGUCACUGCUUGA